UAUGAUCACAUGAAAUCGAUGAAAUUGAAAAAGCCGAAGGACGGUAGUUGUAUUAGCAAAUUUGCUGAUCUCACAAAGAGUCCAAAGGAAAGGUUGCAUGCGUUUCUCCAAGCUAAAGAUGGGCGGAGUAAGGACCAAUACGAUGGAACUUCAUUUCUAAGAGAUAACUGUGGCGAGAUUAUCUUCCUUAUCUAUGAAGCCUUCUGGCAUUAUCUGGACCAUGUGCAGUUAAAGAAGCACAAGAAGAGUGGAACAGAGGAGGCUGACCUCUUAGAGAUUAUCCUCCCAACUUUGGAACGAGUUCUGCAGUUUCUUCCUGAUAAAAUAAACGAUUUGUGGCAUUAUCACGGAAUCGCGAGAAUGUUAAAAGAGAUACUAGCAUCAGCAAACAGUCUGGCCCCUAACAACGCUACAGUGCUAAAGCGUAAAGGUAUCAAGCUAACCAUACUGUGGAUCCUCGGGUUGAUGGAUAAACACAAACACAACAAACAAGCUGUUGAUGUUUUUAAUACAAUCUUACCAGAAUUAAAGCACCCUGAACUAGACAGUCCUGACAAGGAAACUAUUGUUCCCCGGUUCCAGUUCUUACUCGAUAAUCUGACAUGUAAUAUCAGAGAAAUCCACUGGCCUGAUGUUUCCGAACAUGAGCUAAGAGAACGACGUAUAGAGGGAUUCAAAACGGUCUUCAAUCUCUGCAAGAAAAGCUACCUUGAGGAGAUACUUAGAGGAUACGAAAAACGAAAGGAAGGAAGCUCUAAACACCGAACAACAUCCGAACACCGGUACUCAACCAUCUCAACAAGCAGUCACUCGAGACGCCACGAGAUCAUUCCCGAACAUCUGGGCCAUGCCUCACUACCUCCCGCUCCACCACCUCGUGAGCACCGCCUGGAAAGGGUGCACUCCAGCACCUCAUCUCACAGAUCUGAUGCAGAUACACCCACCUCACCCUUACCUCUGUCCUUACCUACUGAUGACGCCUUUACUGUUGGUUGUCUUAGUUAUCUAGAAGACGAGGAGGUAGAACAGAGGUGCAGCAAGUGCAGAAGUGCUGGACACAGCACUCGGAGCUGUCCGCGGUGCGAGCGCUGCAAGAACAGCACCCACCGGAGUGCUGACUGUCCGACUAUUAUUGAGAAGGAGGUGGAGAACCACUUUAACAAGCCCAUGAAUGACAUGACGAAUGAGCAGCUGGACUGUAUAUUCCAGCUUAAUGAUAGGAUUAUGAAGUGGUUUGUUAAACACGGUAAAUCUAUAUUACCACACGAUAAGACGAACUGUAUGUUUGUGACAAAAGUGGAUGACGUCUACAAAGAAGAUGAGAAGUUCGAAGAAGAUGUAGAAGUAUGCCGGAUAGUGGACAGAGUGUUGUUCACAGACCGGGAUAAUGUUAAGCUGAUGAACGAUGCUUUCGAACAUGGACCUCUCGUUCUGCAACGGAGAACGGAGAGUAACUUUGCAGAGCUAAUGUCGCCGGAGGAGCACCAGGAAUUUAGCUUCAUUAAGAUGAUCACGUUGUACAGCGAGCUGAUCUACAAUAUCAAGGAUUACAAUGUACUAGGCAAUAAGACAGAGAAUCAGCACUGCCCAGAGUUCCUGGCGGACAGUAGGUUGAGUAGUAAGAAACGAAGACAAAAGAAUUCCCAAGUAGAGAGAAAGAUAAAAAGCUUCCUCAAAUCAGCAACUCUGAAUGUAGCUCCCUUACUCAGAUACCCUUACUCUUACUCAACCUUCUCUGGGCCUACCAAGAAGAUGAUUGAGCAAGCUGCUCAGACCACAAUGGGCUACUACAACGUCAUAGUGCAGCAGAUUGAACAAGCUGACGCUAACACCUGCUUUAGAAUCAUUCUCUGUAUGAUCAAGAGUAUCGAGCACAACUUCGACCUGAACUUCCCGAUACACAGCUACGAGAAGCAGCUGAGGAUCCUUCUGAACGUGGUGAGGUUUGUGGGCAGGAAGGUCAGUCUCCCACACAAUACCUGGACCCAUCUCCGGGAUCUCCUCAUCAAGCUGGAGAAAAGAGACGAAACUGCUCCCUUAGCAAAUGAUUACUGGCACGAAGUGAUGAAAACCCUGACCCAGGAGAUAUUUGUUCAGGUGUAUGGGGUGGAAUGGAAAGCUAACAGCGAGAAAGAUGAGAAAGCUCCGAAAGCGAAGGGUAAACUUCAGUGCCACAUCGAGGAGAAAUCCCAUCUUAACGCUAAAUUCAACGCUGCACUAUCAAAAUUGCAACGUCCGUUUCGGAGUGAAAAACCAACAAUCCAAAAGAGCAAGACACUGGGCGGGGAGAGAAGCCAUGCUCGUGACUCAACAGAGUAUCAUUACCACGGCCUAAACAAGAUAUUCCUGGAGUCUGUUUCCUUGAGAAACAGGAACAAUCAACCAGAUUGGGACGAUCAGAACGACGAUGACGACGAGCUACGGCCGAAUAAUGGGGAGCACCCCAUAAUCCUCUGGAGACGAUUCCUAACCCUAAAGGGGAACCCGAAUAAGUACGCUAAGAGUGCUGUGCUUCACAAGAGGAUGUUUGAGAGUUUGAGUGAUAUUCUGGAUAUGUUGCUCUGGCUCGAUGAUAACAAGGAAAAACAGGACAGAAAGCACGCAGGCAGUAACUACCGAGAUAGCGUACCCGACCACCCUGUCUUCACCUACAUCUACCACAUUCUACCCUGGUUCUUUGAAGCUUUCCUCCUCAACCCCUCAGAGGAGUUCCUCCCCGGCAAGAAAGCAGCCAUGAGAAUGCUCUGCAAGUGUCUUGUAAGGUUGAACCCUAUAAAACCACCGGUACCUCUUCUACAUUUGUUCUACAAUGUUCUAUUAAACUGUCUCAAGAAAGAGGGUGUUCGGCCUGUAGAGAAGAUUAGCUACAUGGGUAAGAUCAGUGGUAACAACAAGUGUUAUCAGAAAACCAGACAAGACCUGCUGUUCGAGGUAGUAAGAGGAACUAAACACAUAUUCUCCAUCAACCUGAACGGAUGCCAGCUCCACGAGCUCAUGAAGUGUUUGUCAGAGGGAGCUAUCAGUGUGCUAGAUGCGACCCUAGCCAGUGGUCCCAAAGCAGAUGCUAUCAUUCUGCUCGGUUCCCUGUACACUUAUCCGUGGGCUGACGAGUUGUUGAAGCAGCAGAUUGUAGUCACUAUUAAGGACGUGGCUAAAUCUGAGUCUGAUCAAUUCAACAGGAGUCGAGCUAUACAGAUGGUUGGCUACAUGAUAAUGACCAUGCUUUCAAAGAGAUCAGAUAACAGACUAGAUGCUGGUCCUGAAUCUCCCACCCUCAUCAUGAACAGGAUAGAGACCUCGUCACCCAGCGAGAUAUCGUCUACUAGAUCUAACAACAAGUACGCUGAUGUCAAGAAUCUGAUAGACCUUAUCAAUAUCGUCAUGUUACAGGUACGGUCUACAAACAGUAAAGUAGCAUUGUCAGCACUCUCGGUGGUAAGGGACGUGGCUGGUGACUUUGAUAAGCUGCUACUGGUCGACUCUACCCUUCCUAAACAGAUUAUAGAGGUCCUGCUCUCGUCCUUAAACCAACACAUGGACGCCCAGAGACGCCCAGUAGAAGAGUACGAGUGCGGGAGCCCCACUAAAUCUAGCCCUACCCCUCUCUACGACCCUCUGUCCAACUCUCAGAGCUCCAACCUAGCUGCUCCUAAAGCUCCACCUGCUAAAGAUAAUGUUUUGAAGUCGUACCAGGAAGCAGUCAUAACCGGUACCAUAAUGGCUCUGGUAGACUGGGUGUUGAGUAUGCCGGAGGAUAUUCACAACACUCAGGUUAACUCCGGACCUAGGAACGUUCUGUACGCCGAGUACACCUCCCUGCUCAAAACUGUUUUCAAGGUCCUGCAGCUGGUUGCACUGGAGAAGCCGUUUAACGAGCAGGUUAAAACGUACUGCCAAGCCCAUGUAGACAGACUGAGGGAGUAUAAGAUAUCAGAUAUAAAGGAGGGAGACGUUAACCCUGAAACUAUUGAUAUGUCGUACCCUGUACUGCCGGGCUCCCAGGAACCCCACAUUCACAAGAACAUAAAGUGCUGCGCUUCAGCAGCCCUCCUAGUGUUCUGUCAGAGGUACCACCAGUUCCCCCUUUGUGGCGGACCAGAUUACUCCUCUAGCAUGGUCUACGAGUACAACCGAGAGGAUAAGAAUGGAGACACGUUGCACUUUAGUCGUAAGCACGACCUUCAAAUCCUGAUGAUGGAUAAAAACAGUGUUAUUUCAUUGGUUGAAUUUGGCAAACUGCCACUUAAAGUGGAACUGUCUUUUGACCUUCCAUUUGAGUCCCAGCCUGGCUACAGCAGGGUUAUCUUCAGAAACGUUGCAGGACGUUUUUCGUGGCUAAGUAAGAAACUUUUCGCGAUGAAGGAGCCCCCUAACUCACCCCUCCCUCCCUCCGACCUCAUAGACUAUACAUCCCAUCUUGUCGAGGUUGAAGACUACCCUACCCUAACCCCCUCCCGUACCCUCUGUAGGACGGACUCUGGUGCUCCUUCACUCCCUUCCUGUCCUGACAGCGACAGAGACUGUUUAUUUCAGACAAUAGAUUAUAUAAAGGCCACCUCGCCGGAGCUGCCCUUUUACCGUGAGCUGAAGAAAGCUAACAGACAGGAGGAUUUGUUUAACAAAGUUGGUAGCAUGCUCCGGAAUCAGAAGAUUAACGAGGAAAAUGCUGAAAAUUCCAUCAAUUCUGAUACACCAGAUAACCUAACUAUCAGUAGUGAGGUCUCCGCUAGCCGUUCUAACCUCUUUGAAGCAGCCUCUCCCUUCCAGCAAUGUCGUGGUCUCGCAAGUGCACUUGGACUGCUCUCCUGGAACAAAAGAUACGAGCAUCACGGUAGACAGGUGGAACUGCUCGACCAGUCCAAGAUUAUCGAGAAGGAGAAGGACGUGUGUGGGGCUCUCAAUGAACUGGACAACGUCUUCAACCGAGAAAUACACAAGUUCGGUCUUAUCUACAUCGCUCGAGGAGACGAGAAACGGAAGGACGCCCUCAGUCACAACGUGGGCUCAAAGGAAUUCGAGGAAUUUGUAGCAGGUCUUGGAUGGGAGGUCAACUGGAGAGAUCUUCACGGCUACGUGCCUACCAUCGGAACAGACGUGAUGAAGAGUACAACAGUACAUUACGCUAACGCAACUUUAGAGAUAGUCUUUCACGUUGGGACACGGCUGGAACCGGGUAAUCAGGAGGCUGCCCUUUACCGCUUUAAAUACAUUGGAAACGAUUACAUUGGAGUCAUCUGGUCAGAGCACGACAGGGAUGUAAACAUUGACACUUUUAAGUCUGCGUACCUCAACUAUGUUAUCGUCAUUUACCCAAUGAGGGAUCUGAAGAAGUGCCGUGUUCAAGUUAUUGUUAAUUUCCGUGACAAGGAAGAAAAGUGUAAGAUAGAACACGGAAUUGGGCCGCUGUUUGACGGGGCCCUGGUCGACAGGGACAUACUCCCGGACCUGGUACGGAAAACUAUUAUUAACGCUGAGAGGGCUAUUACAGUCGACCAGAACCGGCCCCGGUUUUAUAGAGAUAGAGCUCGAAAUCUGGACAAGUUGCAGAGUUAUAAACGAGACGUGACGUUCGAAGAAUUCGCGUGUGAGCUCAUGUCGCCUUCCCUCAUAGACUUCGACCAGUACAAAGAUUACGCCAGAUCGAUGGUAGUAGACGCGAAGCAGCCUCCUCAGCGAACUGGCUCGAACAGGAUCUACAAGAGAACCGCUGCUCGGCAGAGCACGGGUUAUUCUAGUCAGGACAAUAUGUCUGAGAGUGAGCGGGCAGAGAAGAAGAAAAAGUGGGCCAAACGUGACCUUUCGGAUUCGGACAAUGUGUAUACUACCAAGAGGUAGCAUCUAGUUUGGAGAUUUUGUAGAUUACGAUUUAAACUUUUAGAGUUAGGAUAUUUCAGCCCGACUGUUACUGUUACUCAAGUAGUCGAUUGCCAUUAUGAUUAUACGCAUUUAAAAAUAAAAUGUUUUAGCUAUGGUUUAAUUUUGGUCCAAAUGUAAUAUUCAAUUAAUAAUGUGCAAUUGUACUUGUAGGAAACUACCUUAGUCGGUAAUAUUAUGGGGGGGGGGGGGGGGGGGGGGAUUGGGUGUUAAAACAUAAAAAUAUGAACUGUUAUAAAUAUGGUUAUUUGGCCUGAAAAGAACCAAAUUAGAGCCCCCAUAAUAUUACCGACUAAGGUUUGCAUGAUAACGUUUUAAAAAGAAAUGGCAGAUUAUUUAAUGAUUUUGUAAUAAGCAUUAAAAACUCACCAUCAUCUCAUCAUGUUAUUGUUAAUUUAUUGUUUAUACUUAUUUUAUCGCAAUUUUCUUGGGUUUUGUUUUAUUUUUAUCUGUGUUAUUUUAAAUCAUUUAACGUAUAAUAUUUUUCGAGUUAGUUUGUAAUUAAGUAUCUAAACUAGGAAUAUUUGAUAUGUGUCAAUUUAUUCAUGGGAUUGAUUAUGAUUUUGUCUGUUUUAUACGGAUUAGGAUUGUACACAUAGUCUUUAAUUUAAACUCCAAGUCCAUUUUUUGAGACUAAUCGUUGAGUUUUAUUUUUCUAGAUUUCAAAGUGAUCAUCAAUAUUGCUUUUUCCUUUC
Bolinopsis microptera is the source of this 6569-nucleotide messenger RNA. RefSeq names its product ral GTPase-activating protein subunit alpha-2-like. Gene Ontology annotation, molecular function: GTPase activator activity; zinc ion binding; nucleic acid binding. NCBI's taxonomy places the organism in Eukaryota, Metazoa, Ctenophora, Tentaculata, Lobata, Bolinopsidae. The transcript is spliced from 45 exons. Gene Ontology annotation, biological process: regulation of small GTPase mediated signal transduction; positive regulation of GTPase activity. Gene Ontology annotation, cellular component: cytoplasm; nucleus. Bases 10 to 5835 code for a protein of 1941 amino acids. The record is from RefSeq and is a predicted model, not a curated record.